AUGCGAAGAGAGCGGUGUCAAGUCUACUACUAUCAUUGGACGGGUGUUCGUUUUGGGAUCAAUAAAAAAUCCAUUGUCCCACAACACUUCUGCUUUAUGGCCUCGGAGUUCUUGCACUAUUUGAGAAACUUUUUUCCACAUCAUACAGUGACCAGUGUUCAUUCUGGUUCCGAGUGUGACACAACGUGGGGUCACAGUUGCUGA
Molecule: messenger RNA, 204 nt
Organism: Heterobasidion irregulare TC 32-1
Lineage: Eukaryota; Fungi; Basidiomycota; Agaricomycetes; Russulales; Bondarzewiaceae
Exons: 2
Coding region: 1-204 (67 amino acids)
Source: RefSeq, a predicted model, not a curated record